AUGGCCUCCGUUUCGCGGCUACGGGCCGCGCUCGCGUCUGUGACGAGCAGUCAAGGCCUCCCCAAUGGCGAACAGGAGUUCUUCGAGGAGCUCAUGGCUCACCGGCAGUCCCUGAUUGAGCUCUGUGUCGUCGGUCCGCGAAAACCUGAGGAGCAACGCGAGCUGGACUCAGGGAAAAUCACGAUAAACGGCCGUACGGUGGCUGUCAACGUAGACUUCGCCAAGCAGGCCGUGUUCAUCUCCCAACAACUCGACUGCUCGGAGCGCUAUGUCGCGAGCCUGCUCCAGGACGUCAUGCACGCCAACCCAAAUCUCAAUCAGGUGCAACUCAUUGAGGCGACGAUCAUGGAAUACCACAAACGGCGUAGGGAGACGGCGGACUGUCUGGGCACCAUCCUUCAAGCCGCAGAACGCGCGGAAACCGCGGACGCAACAACAUUGUACCAGCGAAUAGACAUAUUUGUCCGACAACAGCUCCUUCAGCCAGGAGGCGGGCUUUCGCUGGCGAUGAAGGUCUUCCAGGAGAUUCACAGCACCGGGAACGCCUUGAACAAGGCCCAGGUGGCGCGACAGAACGCGAAGAGCGACACCGUCCCUCCCAGUCAACCGAACGCGGGUCUCGGUGCGGACGUCCUCAAUGCCCGGUGCGACUCGCUCAAGCACGAACGACGCGCCCUCGCGAUCGUCCUCUUCUUGCUUGCGCGUAUGGGGCAUCUCGCCGCGAGUGAAAUCCCAAAACUCGUCGAAUGGCUCAACGCAAACCCGCGUCAUGCGAUGACCUUCUACGUUCUCCCCACUGUGUUGACCGCCUUCGACAUGGUGGACCCAAAUUCCGCCGGUGGCGCCGCGCGUAAGCUGCUUCUGAAGGACAAAACGCUCAUGGAUGGGAUGAAGCGGCUGUUGGACGUCAAGAAGGAGUGGUCGGAACCUGGGCUCAAGGCAAGCAUUCUCCUCAAAUGGGCGCUGUUCCUCACCGCGGCACGCCGCGCAGACCCGGCUCUUGAGAACACUGAUGGGUUCAAGUCCGACGACCUGGAGACGCAUAUAUGGAACGCAGUGCAAGGCGACUGCUUCUCGUAUCUCGCACGUAUACUUGACCUUCAGAUGGAGCUGCCCCAAGACGACUUCAAGCCUGUUCUCCUCGACGCAUGCGAGGAGCUUGUGCGCUCUCUUAUCACCCAAGCUUCUUCCGAGCUCAGGAAGAUCAAGCAGCGGCAGGAAGACCUACUCGCCGGCGCACGAGCGGACCGGUCAAGAAUGUACCGUUCGACCACCCCUGGUCUCUCGCGCACAGAAGGGGAUAGCAAACCUGCAGUAUCUCCACGAAGCGACUUGGCCAUGCUAUUCUCCUUCAUCGGCCUCCUGUACACAACACUCACCCCGGAGAAGGGACUACAUUUCUGGGGAGCAGGAACCGUGGUCCCCGGGCAACGAUCGUCAUAUCGCGAGUACGUCGAGUUGUCGUCGGGGAAGCUCUCCGCCUUCCUGCAAUGGUCAAUCUGGUCGACUCAAGCCCGCGACAUCGACAUGACAAUGGCUCUCUUCGACAUGCUCUCUGGACUUGCCACCGGCCAGCAGUGCAGCGAGUUGACCUACAACCAUCUGGCGCGAGGGGCCGGUGACAGCCCCAGCGGCCCAGUCGCCUCAACCUCUACAGCAGCGCCUGUCUCUUGGACGUCGAUAUUCGGUCUUCUCGAGUCUUGGGCGUUGUCGGCUGCGCCCCAGCGACCCAACGCGCCUCCCAAUCAGAGUUUCGCAGGGGCUCAGCAAGGGUUUGGUGCCACGCAGCACUGGCAAUCGCAAGGACCUUCUCACAAGUCACAGCAGUUGCAGCUUUCCGCGCAAGACGUCCUGCUCGCGCAGUCUUUCCUCCGCCUCCUUUCCAUUGUCGUCACCUACUGCAUCCCCGCCCGCGCCAACCUCAGCCAGCACAGUCGCUACCGCGUCAUCCCCACGAUGGUGUCUCUCAUCCCUCUCGGGCUUCCUCUCGAGCUGAAAGGCGCUGUCUUUGACACGCUCGCUGCGUUCUGCGCUCCGGGCGGAUCCCACGUUGGCGUAGAGAUCUGCAGGAGUGUCUGGCUACUCAUGGAGAGAUUGGAGGUUAUCAACGUUCGCCUCGCACACGGCCCAGGAGCAGGACUUCCCGUCGGACGAGGCGUGGAGGUGGAACUCGAAGAAGUGGAGUCUGUCUACAAGCAGUACCCUUGCACCAUUCCUUUCCUCAACCUCCUCGCCACCCUCAUCCACACUCCGAAACGCAUCCCCCUCCGCGAACGAGUGGCCGACCCUCCCUCCACAAACACCAUCCCGGAAUCGAUGGGCGCGCCGUACAGAACUCCGGGCAUUGGUCCAUUCGUGGACUUCGUUGUCGACAACGUAUUCGCACGGAUACCUGCCAGGGAGUAUCUUCGUCUGUCUGACAGAUGGCGUAUGAAUGACCUGUGCCUCUGCUUUAUCGAGCGCUGUCUUGCCAGCUUCGACCUUGAGUCUCUUGUUACUGGUAUCGAGGAGCUCCAGCCCACCAAGGAAGCCGUUGUCCAACUUGCUAUCCACCCUGGGUUUGAGACGAUGCGCCGCAUGCUCAUCUCAUCCCCGCUUCAAGUCGCGAUCAUCUCGUAUUUGGCCGAAGGACUCGACGGCUUCGACAAGGGUCUCGCUCAGGAGGAGCCCUACUACCGGACGACGAUUAUCCGUGUCUUGAGGAUUGUUCAUCGGGUUCUCGAGAUUCAAGACAUCUUCCUUGACAUCUUCCUGCCCCUUCUCUCCGAGCUCAACGAGCCCACUUUGGUUGGCGACAUUCCGCCUGUCUCGUUCUUCAUCAAGCUCGACCAGGCGCUCUCCUUCACUCCCGACUACAUCCCUGCACUCGCCGCCUACAUCACCUACUCCAACUACCCCGAACUGCAGCUCCUCUCCGUAAAGAUCCUGACAAUGCUCGCGUCAUCUGCCACUCCUUCGCAACUCGCUGUGUUCAUUGAUCGCAGCAGCGAAUCGCUUCGCAUCCUUGAAGGUUAUCUUCGGAUUCUCGACAACAACGUGUCCGAGGACGUCGAAGUGGCAGAGGAGAAUGCAGAGGAAACCACUGGCGCUGGUGCCGCAGAUCCGGAGGGAGUGUCCGAUGUCCUGGUACAAGCCAUACGGCUGGCUGUUCUUGACCUCCUCAUCCAGAACACGAACCCAUCCCGGUCUUUCCCCAAUAUUGCCCAUUUUUUGCUCUUCGGAAACGCCUCGUCAACCAGCCAGAUCGAAGACCCGAACGCGCUCCAGGGACGACGCGCAUGCGUGCACUCCAUUCUCGAUCUCCUCAACUUUGGUGUCCGUCGGUUAGGAGAACGCGACCAAGAGAACGUUCUCGGGCCACCUCUAUUCCUCACCCUCCCGGCCUUCGCCGAGCGUUGCUACCACAUCAUCUACAACUUAUGCCAGCACAAGCUGACAUCGGAGUCGACCAUGCGGUACCUGCGCACGAGGGAGCGCUUUUUCGCGCGUCACCUGGCAGCAAUACCAUUCAAGGUCCCUUCGAGCGAACAGCAACCCUUCAUUGAGGUGGUGUACAACGAUGGCACGCGGCUGGCAACAACCAUUGCAACUAUGGCUUCAUUCCUCAAGCUUCGGUCGUGGAUUCUGGACCUCGUCGCGUUGGACCUACAUGUAUCCACCAGUCGGACGGCGCACAAGAACGUCAAUGAUUUGCUGGAGCUCAUGUUCGGGACCGAGGAGGACUCCAUGGACGCGGGUGCUGAAUGGGAGGUGGAUGUCUUCAGGCCCUUCCGCGAAGUCGGCCAGUCUCAUCUCCGCAUGAUUGAACUAGUGCAGUCCCUCGACUUCGACUGGUCGGACAGCCUGAUCGUUCAGCCCCAGGAGCUCACCUUACUUGGCACCCUCAACCUGCAAACAUGUCUCCGAGUAGACGAGUCUGGUUGCGAGGUUAUCGAUCGCACUGCACUCCUAUCCCUCCUCACUCUCGCCAAGCGAACCCUUCACCAGCAAGGCCAUGUCACCUUCCAAGCACAUGUGGAAGCUCUCGAAGCCGAAGGCAACUACAUCCUCGAAAGCUGCGCUAUCGAGAACCACAGGCGGAAAGUUCGGCACGCGGUCGCAACAUCCUACGAGUCGUGGCGGCGUCUGCUCGACAUGGCGCUCACUAAGUGCUUCGACCGCCUCCCCUUCGACCGGCGCGAGAACAUGCUCUUCGACCUCCUCCACGUCCUCCCCAACCUCCUCCGCUCACAGAACGUUGUGGAGUCCACCGCCAUACUCCUCGCCGAGACCAUUCUCACCACGAUCACGAAGCUUCGGGAAGACCGUCGACAGCAGGUCCUCAUGCAGGCCGCAGCCGGCGACGUCGACGCGGGCGCACUGCCCGCGGAACGUCUCUCCAUCCUUCUCCGGAGCAUGCUCGACUGCAUCACGGACCACAACCGCAUCGAGUUGGUCCGGGGAAACCUGUACGCCGCGGUCGUGAACUACAUCCACCUCAUCAUCCACGCCGAGGCCGCGGAUAAGCCUGAGGAGAGCAACGGCUUCCACGAUCUUGGGUCGUCGGUCAUGUCCCCGACCGAGCUCGCGUUCAGCGACAGCUCCAUGCAAGCAUCGUCGAUGCAGCUCGGACGACCGUCGGGCCGCGCUUCGCUCACCGCGACGAGCCUCGGAAUCCUCAAGCCUGCGACGGAGCGCCUUGUCGCCAUCGUUGCCCGCGACGCUAUCGACGGCACGGAGGUGUGGAAGACGGUCGCGUUCAUGCUCCUCGAUUCCCUCGUCCGAUUGUCAAAGUGGGAGAAGCACCCGACGUCGCUUACUUCUCUCGCGCGGCACGGGUUUCUGGGCGGGUUCGUGCGGGGUCUCAAGGAGGCGGACUUGCAGCUGCAGAAUGUGCUGAAGCCAGAGCCUGAUGAUCUCAACUCCCUGUACAUAUACGAGUCGAAGAUGUCCCUUCUCGUUAGGAUGGCACAGACAAGACAAGGGGCCGAACGACUUCUGGAGGCGCGCGUCCUGCCCAUCCUUGCAGACUGCGAGUAUCUGGACACCCGACCAGAGACCGAUCAGGCUUUCCUUGACAGGGACGGAUUCCUGCCUUCGGCAGUGCAGCGCUAUCACCAGCUCUUCCUACCAGCGCUUCAGCUUGCUGCCGGCAUGCUUGUGACGCUAGGCGAGAGGCAUACUACAGCAGCGAACCAGGCUCUGCAAUUCCUAUCGAUGCAUCGAGACACCGCCGUCCUCCUGCUCAAGAACGACGCCGACGAGCUCUCUCUGUCAGUAAUCGAGGAGCUGCGUUUGUUGGUGUUGUUGUGCAGCAAUGUUGUCCACUUGGUUCCAAGGGCGGAGCUUCUUUCCAGUUCAGGGUUUGGCACAUUGCAUGGUGCAAUCAUGGCUCUCGCGGCGACCUGCAUGACAGACUCUUACUGGUCUGAACGAGUGAAACCUCAGACCGACGCCGAAAUCGUGGACGCCCAGACACAAUCACACGAAGGUGGCCCGGAGUCAAAAUUCCGUGCGGCAUUAUCAGUGAAGGAAAUCAAGCUGAAACAUACACUGAUCUCGUACGCGUGCACCGCCAGUGGCUGCUCCGAGACAGACUUCACCCUCAUCCUAUCCCCAUCGUUCACGACACCAAAACAGGAGCAACGUCCAGUUCGCUUUGUCGCCACCGUUCCUACAGUGGGUGACGCCGUCGACUUCAUCGGGGACAUGUGCAGCGACCUGUCUGGUGUCCUCCUUCGGAUUGCCGACCUCUCUGCUGAGCUCGCGUCGCCAGACGCCAUUCGGGUAGAUAACAUCCAUGAUGUCGUACACGUCUCCGACGCAUCCCUGCUCGACAACCUCGACAUGCGCCAGCGCCAGAACAUCGUCGCCCGCGAGCUCGUGCAGUGGCGCACCCGCGCGAAGAGGCGCGCGCAGACCAUUCUCGACUCGAUCGAGAUGCUCACGCUGCUCGUCUGGCGCCACCUCGGCUUCUACCUCGACGGCAAGCACGUUGACAAUCCCGACCUGAAGGGCGCCCUCGCACACACGCUCCGCCUCGCGUCCGCGCCGCCGCCGGACGUGCUCCGCGCCGACGCCGAACGCAAGCUCGCGCCCAUGCUGGAAGCCCUCACUGCGCUUGACCUCAACGAGUACACGCUCGGCCCCGAGUGGCGCUCAUACGAGUCGUACAGGACACUCAUCGUCCAGCGGCUCGCGGACCUCGCGGGGCUCGAACCAAUGGAGGAGGAGCGGAUGCCACAGAAAAGCACGAUGAUGCUCGAUUACUGA
Messenger RNA from Epithele typhae, 6252 nucleotides. Its product is annotated as nucleoporin Nup186/Nup192/Nup205. Gene Ontology annotation, molecular function: structural constituent of nuclear pore. The coding region runs from base 1 to 6252 and encodes 2083 amino acids. Lineage: Eukaryota; Fungi; Basidiomycota; Agaricomycetes; Polyporales; Epitheliaceae. The record is from RefSeq and is a predicted model, not a curated record. The transcript has 13 exons. Gene Ontology annotation, biological process: nuclear pore organization. Gene Ontology annotation, cellular component: nuclear pore inner ring; nuclear pore.